UAAUUAACUUUGCAACAAAUUUAUCAAGGCAUAAACUAGUUCAUGAUAUGACAAAUUCGAAUUUAUUAUAUCAUAAACUAGUUCACAAAGAUAUAAGUAAUAUAAGUGAUAUAGAAAGCACAGAUAAUUCAGAUGAUAUAUUAGAUACGAGUAGCACAGAAGAUGAAAAUAAUACUGAUGAUAUAAUGGAUAUAGAAGAUGCAAAUAAUAUAGAAAACUCUGAAAAUAUAGAAGUUGCAAACACAAUGAAUAUUAUUACUAAAAUGCAAUCUUCAUAUAAUCUAGCAACAGACUAUAUAGAAGAAAAAAAAAUAGAAAAUCAAGUUGUUGCAAGAAUUUGUAAAGUUGAAGGAUGUGAAACAAUAUAUAGUGCUACUACAUCUACUGGUAUUUUAAAUAAACAUCUUAAAAAUAAACAUAAUAUUAUACUUAAUUUAAAAACCAAUUGUUUAUAUUUAUCUCAAGAACUAUAUAGUAAAAAAGAUAUUAAAUGUAAACAAGAAUGCUUUAAUGCUACUGUUGAUCUUAUAAUUGGUGCAUAA
Molecule: messenger RNA, 542 nt
Organism: Cetraspora pellucida
Lineage: Eukaryota; Fungi; Glomeromycota; Glomeromycetes; Diversisporales; Gigasporaceae
Source: the annotation of a GenBank genome assembly